This is a messenger RNA of Gloeophyllum trabeum ATCC 11539, 690 nucleotides long. RefSeq lists its product as uncharacterized. The record is from RefSeq and is a predicted model, not a curated record. The transcript has 6 exons. NCBI's taxonomy places the organism in Eukaryota, Fungi, Basidiomycota, Agaricomycetes, Gloeophyllales, Gloeophyllaceae. The annotation marks the transcript as partial.
AUGUCAAAGACACAGACAGGGGCACCAGGUGCAGUUGCUCUCAGUCGAGGCCAGAAAGCAGCGCAGACGAGGGCCAUAAACAAGCGGAUUCGAGACGAACAAGAUGCAAAAAUUACAGCUAAACCUACGACUGCUCGAGACGCCAAAGUGAAGGCUGUUGAGAACCGCGUGUGGAUGCAAUCUCAGGGAGCGACGCGGAAGCGUGCGGGCUCUGUGAUGGCGCCCACGAACACAAACAAAAAUAAAAAGACCAAGAACGAUUCUGCCUCCGUGGACAAUUAUAAGACGUUGGCCGAUACACCGGCAGCAAAGGGUCGCCUUUACAAACCCGCUGUCAUUGCAUCAGAUUCAGACGGCUCGAGCGUGCCAUCGGAUGUCGAUGACGUGGACGCCGACGAUGACGCGGAAGGCCAGCGCGAGGCGGAAGCAGAGGAAUCUGACGAUGAGCAGCUCAUGCAGAUGGCUCCUCGUUCUCUGGCUGAGGCCUUGCAGUCUGAGGCUCCCCUGUUUCAAGGACAUCAUUACGACUCAGGCGACGAGGAAUACGACCCGGUCCUGCAUGCGCCGCCCAAGAUGCGGCGCAAGUCUCGCAGUGUCAGUACCUCGUCGUACGACUCUGGCCAUGUGAGUGUCCCUGACGAUGAAGCAUCUGAGGACGGUGUACCAUCGAGCACAUCCCGUCGGUCGUCU